This is a messenger RNA of Megalops cyprinoides (Indo-Pacific tarpon), 2695 nucleotides long. Its product is annotated as claudin-20. Gene Ontology annotation, molecular function: structural molecule activity. Bases 688 to 1422 code for a protein of 244 amino acids. The record is from RefSeq and is a predicted model, not a curated record. Lineage: Eukaryota; Metazoa; Chordata; Actinopteri; Elopiformes; Megalopidae. The transcript is spliced from 2 exons. Gene Ontology annotation, biological process: bicellular tight junction assembly; cell adhesion. Gene Ontology annotation, cellular component: plasma membrane; bicellular tight junction.
AAACGGCAAGAGGCGUCAGAGCACUUGUUAUGCGUCAGCUGAGAGGUAAGGAUUUCAGCAUUCCUCUCUCUCUUUCUCUCUCCCCCUCUCUCUCCCUCUCUCUCUCUCUUAAAAAGAAGAUCAAUUAUUCACUUUAAGCGUCGCUGUAACUUUAUUACCGGGAGAGCAGAGAUGGUACGGGACUCUGCGUUUACACAUCGCGGCUGAGAGAUAAGAUAAAAAAAAAAAACCCUGAACAUGUCUCACUUCAAAGUUUCUCUACCUGUGCACUUAAGAGGGAAAGGAUGCACGGGUUCUGCGGCGUUCGCCGGCUGGCACUGACAGGAAGGUCACCGAGGCAGAGCGGAGCGAGCAACUCAGUCUCCUAUGGAGGACACUGCAGCUUUAAGCACAAACAGAGCGUUGCGAAUCCCCGAAACUCAUUCCUCCUCUUACCGCCGAGCGUUCCGCGGAGCGCAGAGGAGAUGCUGCCGAGCCGCGUGCGAGCGCGGUCUCCUUCCCUCGUAAAGCCGCGAGGAGGCGGCCGCGGCGGGCUACCUCCACGGGUCCCUUUGUUCCGCUGUAGAAGGGAAGCUGAGCCGAGCCGGCACUGAGGAGUUAGCAGCCGCCAGGUCCGGUACCGGGAGACGGAGAGGAGACGGGACCGGCGGGGGCCUCCCGGGGGAAGGGGGUGACGGCAGGAGGGGAAUGGCGUCCGCCGGCAUGCAGAUCUUCGCCUUUGUCCUGGCUCUCCUGGGCAUCCUGGGAGCCACGGUGGCCACGCUGCUGCCCAACUGGAAGGUGAGCGCCGACAUGGGCGCCAACAUCAUCACGGCCAUCUCGCAGAUGCAGGGGCUGUGGAUGGACUGCACCUGGUACAGCACCGGCAUGUUCAGCUGCACCCUCAAGUACUCGGUGCUGGCGCUGCCGGCGUACCUGCAGACGGCCCGCACCAGCAUGGUGCUGUCCUGCGUGCUGGCAGGCCUGGGACUCUGCCUCGCCUCGCUGGGCCUCAAGUGCACCCGCUGGGGGGGCGGCCGGCGGGCCAAGCGGCACUCCGCCAUCGCCGGUGGCGCCUGCUUCAUUGCCGCGGGGCUCCUCUGCCUCGUCCCCGCGUCCUGGUUCAUCAACGAGGUCAUCUCCAGCUUCCUGGACUCCAGCGUGCCCGAGAGCAGCAAGUUCGAGCCCGGCGGCGCCGUCUACGUGGCGUUCGUGUCCUCGGGCUUCCUCUUCGCCGGCGGGUCCAUCUUCUGCGUGUCCUGCUCAGGGAAGCGGGGCCAGGGGGGGCACCGGGAACUGAUCCUCAGCCCCCCGGACAAACUACUGCAGCAGCAGCAACAGCACCAGCAGCAGCAGCUUCUGCAGAACCAGGAGCAGCAUCAGUACUGCUCUCUCCUGCCUCUGGACAACAAGACUGGCUACAGUCUGCAGGAUUACGUGUAGCCCCUCUCCCCUCUCCCCUCUCAGCUCCGCUUUUGCAGGAGCGAGGUGGAGGACGGAUGGAUUGGGGGGGGGGGGGCUGGAGGGGGGAGGACGAACGACGCCGCGGCUCGCGGGGAAUGUGUCUCCGCGGUUACGAGACGGAGGAGGAGAAACUAGAAGAGGAGGGAGGGAGGGAGGAGGGCUAACGGCUUCGGCGGCUCCGCUCUCUCCCCCCCCCCCCACAACCCCCACUCUCUUCAUCGCAGGCGCAGGCGGACGCAGGUAUUCCCCGAGCAUCGCCGCGGAACGGACGGACCGCGAACGCAGAAUGCGCCGGUUGGGAGCUGCCAGCCGCGGCGGCGGUCUGGAGAGUGCAGAGGGCUAGGAGCCCGUCCGCCACACUCGGCGGACGCGCACCGGCGUCUCGUAAAAUCACCCCGAGCCCCUCAAGGGGAGGAGCGGAAUAACUGCUGGAGCUGCGUUUCAUUUUUUCCCCUCACCAAAGGUUUGGAUCAAAAAAGAAAGCAAUCAUUUAGCUGCUAGCAAUCACUUAGCAACCUUUUCAUUUGAGCGCACCGACGACCUGUCCUAACAAGGCAAUAUUAUUGUGGAAGCCAUCCCUAGCAAGCUUUUGUAGUUUUAUAGAAUUACCAAGAAACAUAGUUUCAGUUCUGGCUCCUUCUGUAUUGUUUGAGUAGCUAAUAGAAUGACUCAUGUUCUGCCUUAGCAUGCUGCCCGGUGCCUGUGAAAUAUGCAGUGGUAUGCCUGGUAGAGACUGAAAGGUAGAUACAGACCCCCCUGCACCUAAAAGCUGUAAUGCAUUAUGCUAAAAGUAAUAAUAAUAAGUAAUAAUGUGUCCAAAAUGGCAUGUCAGGAUGCAUAAAAAAAUGGACAGUGGGCUGGAUAAUGGAAACAUACUCAUAAUCGCUCCAGCUCCUCUCUCUUUCUCUCUCUCUCUCUGUGGGACGCAGGAAUGAGCCACACUGUUGCUGGAGUAGAUUUGCCUGAUGUAAUGCUGUAGCUUUUUUGCUUUCACGUUUUCUGCUAAAACGGAAAAAAAUGAGCUUGCCUUCAGAAGGCGGCACGCUGCUCAUUUAUUCCACACACACACACACGCACACACACACAGAUCCACGUGCGCUUAUCACCCUCGUCGUCCCCACUGCCAUGGUAACGGGAUUUUGCGCCCAAAUAUCUCCAUUGUGCGUGUCCGUGUGGCAGCAGGGACAGCGGCCACCCUCCACGACCCCAUUGAGGGCUAACAUCUGCCAUCACCGCCCCCCCGCCCCCUCCC